AUGGUGCGAGUUGUGCCAUCUGUGAGUGAAAUUACUGCUAAUAUCGAUGCAAGAGGGGAUUUGGCCAAAAACUGUGAUAAGAUUAUGAGAAAAGAAUCCAAAAGGACCGGGAUUUACUCUAAAUUUCGGUACUUACUAACAGUGCGAAUGCUGAUCGCUGUAUUAAUGUCAUUUUGCUUCAUAGCUUUAUCAGUAACAACAACAAAUCUUACUGGAUCACUUGUUUGCAUGGUAUUUAAGGAAGACAAAAAUGCCGAGCAGACACGGAUUUUACGAUAUCAACAUGGUAUUGAAGAAUGGAUGAAUGGAACAUAUUUACGUGCACCUCCGUGUUUACCACAGGAAUUAUUAACGAAAGAUAUGAAAUUAUCAUUUGGGGACAGACCUGACCCAUCACGUUUAUCGAAACGCAGUACUGACAAAGAUAAUAAUUACGUGGAAAUUAGAUCAUGCUAUGUUGAUGAACGAUUGAACUGGACAAUGUUUGAACAAGGAAUGGUUUUGAGCGCUCAAAACGUGGGUUCCUUGCUGAUGCUAAUAAUUGGUCCACAAGCUGAUCGUAUUAAUGGUAAGUGGACAGUUGCUGCAGCGUUACUGAUCACAGUUCUCAGUAACCUUAUGUUGCCUUUGCUAGCAGCUAAGCAUCUGACCUUUGCAAUCUGCGCUCGCAUUCUAUGUGGUGUAGCUGAUGCUCUUCUGUCGCCUUCUAUUAGUUCAAUGAUUGCAAGAUGGUUUCCACCUAAGGAACGACCUUUUGCUAUCGGAUUUAUCACUGGUGGUCGACAAAUCGGUUUAAUUUUUACAUUUCAUCUAUGUGCAUGGUGCAAUGAUAUUGGGGAUAUGACAUUUGGAUUACAGGAAAGGAAAGAACGCGAAAGUACGCCGUGGAAGGAGCUGCUAACUUCCGGCUCGUUUAUUGCAGGGAUAUUUGCAGUCGUUUGUCAAGAAUAUCCUCUUGUUAUUACCACAACAGCAACACUACCAUUACUGGCGUUGUGGGUAAGCAAAAAUCUCUCAUCGUCAUUAUCGUCAUUUCUGAGCGCUCGUAAAAGCGCUUGUUGUUUAAUGGGUCGUACGAGUCUUGUCAAGCUCUUCAAUGGCAUGGGUUCUGCUGGACUUGCCCUCGGACUUGUUAUGAUUCCCUUUCUCAAACAUAGCGUUCCUGCGCUUAUUGCUGUUUCUGCAGCUAAUGCUUUUGCUGGUCUGCAUACUCCUGGUGUAUUUACAGCACUCUUACAAAUUGCUCCAGCUUACACUGGCUCUGUCACUGGAAUUGCAUAUUCUGCGGGACACAUUGCAAAUUGGAAAUACUUGAAUUUAAGCAUCGUGAAUAAGCUGACGAAUGGGUUGAUUCUGCGUUCGUGGUCAGCAUCUGCAGGUCAGUGGGAAAUUCUAUAUGGAAUAUCUGCAGUGAUCGCUUUCCUACCGGUAGUAUUUUUCUCACUUUGGGGUUCCGCAGAUUUACAGCCCUGGGCAGUUCCAAAACUGAAGCAGUCAUUAAAACCAAAAAAAACUAAUACUAACCUUGAUAAAAAGGAAGAUUUCAAGUUAAAUGUUUUACCAUCAUAUAUGGCCGAAUCACUACCGGUUCCUGUUUAA
This is a messenger RNA of Thelazia callipaeda (thelaziosis nematode), 1599 nucleotides long. The record is from the annotation of a GenBank genome assembly. Lineage: Eukaryota; Metazoa; Nematoda; Chromadorea; Rhabditida; Thelaziidae.